Limanda limanda (common dab) is the source of this 1659-nucleotide messenger RNA. It is a transcript of the gene tmem200a, whose product is annotated as transmembrane protein 200A. The transcript has 4 exons. Bases 1 to 1659 code for a protein of 552 amino acids. NCBI's taxonomy places the organism in Eukaryota, Metazoa, Chordata, Actinopteri, Pleuronectiformes, Pleuronectidae. The record is from RefSeq and is a predicted model, not a curated record.
AUGACUGCGGCAGCGGGGGUGCUUACAGGCUUGGCCAAGCUAAAACGCCAGGACUCUGCCCGCUCUCAGCUUCGACCAGGACAGCCUUCAUCGCCCGGCGUGGGGAACCCCGUCCCAGAGGCUGCUCCCAGAAAAAGAAAACGACGCACUGAUGUCGUGGUGGUACGCGGCAGGCUCCGCCUCUACUCCGCCUCUGGGUUUUUCCUCCUCCUUGGACUGGUCAUCUUAGCCAUAGGCAUCUGCAUGGCGACGCUGGGUUACUGGCCGCACGGGGAAACCACACCAUCAGCGACUGGAGGAGGAUCAAAGACAGCAGCAGCUGGAGGAGACAAGUCAUCUUCCACAGGUGAAGGAGAUGGAGCCAAGAUGUCCGUCACAGAGAGGGGUGAGGGUAUUUCCAGCAGGAGUCAUGAUGUGCAAGGGAAGGCCAAGCAGACAGGGGGGGCUCUGACGAGGUUCCUGGAACAGCAUCUUCACUCGGAGCGGAUGAAGAUGUUCGGGCCUUUCACCAUGGGCAUCGGGAUUUUUAUCUUUAUUUGUGCUAAUGCCAUUCUUCAUGAAAACAGAGACAGAGAAACAAAGAUCAUCCAUAUGAGAGACAUGUACUCCACAGUUAUUGACAUCCAUCGCCUCAGGCAGAAGGAGCAAAAACAACAACACCGCAACAGCGCCUAUGCAAGAGAAGGCUUCGGAGUUGAUAACGCAUCUCGACGGGCCAGCAACUCCCUCCUGGCGUUCUCCUCUCGCACUGGAGGAGGCUCUACAGAGGAGGAGGUGCUGCUGGGUGAUGAGUUUCACAGACAGAGAGAGCAGGCCAGGUUGGAUUGUAGCUUUGCGGGUCUGCUGGCGCCCCUCUACAAAGACCGGCCCAUGUGUGGGCCCGGGCGGGGGUUGGGUCGCUCAGAUUCCAUGCACCAUCAGUGGUCGGUGGACGGAGAAGGAGAGAGGGGAGGACACCAUGCUCGCUCUAUCGUCUCCUCCUCCAUCUCUGCUUUUACUCUCCCUGUGAUAAAGCUCAACAACUGCGUUAUUGAUGAGCCGGAGAUGGAGGUGAUCACUGAGGAGGACAGGGGAGGAGAGAGGAGAGACAGGGAGAGGGCGCAGCCCCUGAGCUCCAUGGAGUCUCUGGUGGUUCCCGUAGCAUCGGUUGCCAAGGCCUCCAAACCGCCGAGUUUACACCGAAGUAACUCUGCCUCCUCCUCCUCCUCUAUGUCCUCGUGCUCCCUCUCCCCGGCUCCCUCCUCUACCUCAGGCUGCUGGCUCUCCCCGGGAGCAGCCAGGAGUGACUUUGGCUCCAACAACUCCUUGCACAUGCUCAGCAGCCACUCCAAGUCUCUGGACCUGGAGCGCGGGGCGUGCAUGCUCAGCGUGCACCCGGAGCAGCGCAAGCACCCCAGCUGGCCCCGGCUCGACCGUAGCAACAGCAGCCGCAGCAUCAGCGGCAACCGGAGCAACAGUAAAGGUUACAUGCGGCUGGAGGACCGGGAGGAGCAAGGGGAGCGGCUGCUGGACGCGUCCCCGGCCGCGACAGCGAGGCACGACUACAGUAAGCGCGAGAAGCUGCUAAUGAUAUCGAGGUCGCAUAACAAUCUGAGCUUUGAGCACGAGGAGUUUCACAGCAACACACUGAAGAGAGGCAGCUCUGAGACUCGAUUCUGA